This is a messenger RNA of Scatophagus argus, 1054 nucleotides long. RefSeq names its product SPC25 component of NDC80 kinetochore complex (gene spc25). Gene Ontology annotation, biological process: chromosome segregation. The record is from RefSeq and is a predicted model, not a curated record. The transcript is spliced from 7 exons. NCBI's taxonomy places the organism in Eukaryota, Metazoa, Chordata, Actinopteri, Scatophagidae. Gene Ontology annotation, cellular component: Ndc80 complex. Bases 167 to 880 code for a protein of 237 amino acids.
AAGAAAAAUAAACACAACGUUACUUCCGGUGUUCAGUCCCCGCCUCCUGUAUGCAGACCGCGGAUUUUUGAAAAUAAGGACGGGUUCAGCAGGGACACAUACCUCACAUCACAAAGACCCGAUCAACUGCCGCGCAUUAAAACUUAUCGUCUGUCAUCCAAACAUCAUGAUGUCCAUUACUGAUCCGAACAUGAGUGACAGGUUCACCAAUGCGAUGGAGGACAUCCACAACAAACACCUUAAAACAUAUGGGGAGAUUAUUGACGCAACUACAGAGCUGUGCCAGUCCCACAGGCAGUUUGUCAAGUCUGCUCUGGACACAUGUUUAAAGAAAUGUAAGGACGACGAGAUGCUGUUUGAGACAAUACAGACAUACAAGAGCGACUUGCAGCAAAAAAAUGCAUCAUUGAAAGAGAAACGGCAUGCCAUUUCUGAAAUGAUAUCUGAGAUCCAGCAGAAGGAGAUGCAGAAAGACGACAUAAUCCAGAAGAUAGAGAAACUUAAAGAAGAACAGGGCAAGAGAAAAGAGUUAAUCGAGUCUCAACAUAAAGCAAACAAAGACAGACUGAGGAAUCUCCAGAAAGCCAGACUAGUCUUUCAGGAUCAUUUGGGGUUGGAGAUUCGAACAGUCGUCAGCAAAACAGAACUGGCUAAAGGUGAAAAGCUGCAGUUUGUUUUCCGCAACAUCAACCGUUCGGCUCAGGACAGCGCCUACGUUGUCACAAUGGGGAUCAAAGAGGACGGCUCGUACCAGAUUGUGUCGAGUGACCCAGUGCUGGAGUGUUUGCCAGUCUUGGAAAGCCGACUCCAGGAGACCAAUAACUUACCGGCAUUCCUGGCGAACAUCAGGAAGGAGUUUAUCUCUCAGGCACGCCGCUGAGAUUGGCAGGUCUUGCUGUAAUACGAACUAAUGUCAGCGAGGAACACAGCUUUCGGUCUGUAUGUACUGUACAGGUCUGUAAACAAGCAUCGACUGCCUUGUCAAAACUAACAGAUGUAAAUUUAACAUACACUUAUACAACUUUUAACUACAUAAAUACUGAUGUUAAUUGUA